Cicer arietinum (chickpea) is the source of this 1782-nucleotide messenger RNA. Its product is annotated as 11-oxo-beta-amyrin 30-oxidase-like. The record is from RefSeq and is a predicted model, not a curated record. NCBI's taxonomy places the organism in Eukaryota, Viridiplantae, Streptophyta, Magnoliopsida, Fabales, Fabaceae. Gene Ontology annotation, molecular function: oxidoreductase activity, acting on paired donors, with incorporation or reduction of molecular oxygen; monooxygenase activity; heme binding.
UUCACUAUUAUAGUUUAUAAACCCCUUUUCACGGCAGAUAUAUACAAUCUAAUCGUGAUUACGAGUCGACAAAAAUGGAGGUGUUAUUUCCCAAUACAGCAAUAAUAUUAUUCUGGUUUCUGACACUGAUACUUGCUGUGAUUCCAUUGAAUCUACUGAACAAGUUAUUGCUUAAGCCAAAGAAGCUUGAAAAAUUUCUCAUAGCUCAAGGUCUUCGAGGUGAUCCAUAUAAGAUUUCAUUCUUUGACAACUCCAAGCAAAUUUAUAUAAUGAAGUUGGAACAAGAACGAAAAUCUAAAUCGAUUGGUUUCUCUAAAGAAGCUGCACCGUCUAUCUUCUCACAAGUCCAUCAAGCUGUACACAACUAUGGAAAGAAUUCCUUUUUAUGGGAAGGUACAACACUAAAGGUUGUCAUCACAGACCCUGAGCAAAUUAAGGAAGUUUUUAACAAGAUUGAUGACUUCUCCAAACCAAAAUUAACUUCCAUCGCCAAGUACUUGAGCGUCGGUCUUAUACAUUAUGAUGGUGAGAAAUGGGCUAAACAUCGAAAGAUCAUCAAUCCGGCAUUCCACUUAGAAAAAUUGAAAGGUAUGCUACCUGCAUUUUCUCAAAGUUGCAAUGAAAUGAUAAGCGAAUGGAAGGGAAUGUUGUCGUUGGAUGGAACGUGCGAGAUCGAUGUUUGGCCUUUCCUUCAGAAUUUGACCUGUGAUGUGAUUUCUCGAACAGCAUUCGGAAGCAGUUAUGCGGAAGGAACGAAAAUAUUUGAACUUCUGAAGAGGCAGGGAAAUCUUUUGAUGACAGAGCGAUACACAAAUAUUCCAUUGUGGUGGCUUCUACCAACAACUACCAAGAGGAGGAUGAAGGAAAUUGAGAGAGAUAUACGCGAUUCACUUGAAGGAAUAAUUAAAAAACGAGAACAAGUUUUAAAGAAUAGUGAAACUGCGAACGGUGAUUUAUUAGGCAUACUUUUGCAAUCAAAUCAUGCUGAAAAUCAAGGAUAUGGAAACAAUAAGAGUUUUGGAAUGACCACUCAAGAAUUGAUAGAUGAAUGCAAAUUGUUUUACCUGGCGGGGCAAGAGACCACUUCAGUUUUGCUUGUUUGGACAAUAGUGUUAUUAGGCAGGUACCCUGAUUGGCAAGCACGUGCAAGGGAAGAAGUUUUUCAAGUUUUUGGGAACCAAAAUCCAAACUUCGAACGAUUAAGUCAGCUUAAAAUUGUAACUAUGAUUUUAUAUGAGGUACUGAGGUUAUAUCCUUCUCUAAUUUUCUUCAACCGAACUCUUCGAAGGGAUUUCAAACUUGGAAACCUUUUACUACCUGCACAGACACAAGUUUCUUUGCCUAUACUUUUGAUUCACCAAGAUCAUGAUUUAUGGGGUGAAGAUGCAAAGGAGUUCAAACCUGAAAGGUUUGCUGAAGGAAUUGCAAAGGCAACAAAAGGUAAAGUUUCUUAUUUUCCUUUUGGAUGGGGUCCUAGAAUUUGUAUAGGACAAAACUUUGCCUUAUUAGAAGCAAAAGUAGUUAUCUCUUUGCUUCUACAGAAUUUCUCAUUUGAGCUUUCCCCUACGUAUGAACAUGUUCCUACCACAAUUCUUACUUUGCAACCAAAAAAUGGGGCAAACAUCAUUUUGCAUAGAUUGUAAAUAUCAAUCAUAUCUAGCAUAAGUACUUUGUUUUAGUAUAUGGCAUUGUAUUUAUUAUGUUAGCAUUGGAGUGCCUUUAAUCUUUUUUGUAAUUUUUUCUUUGAAUUUCCUCGGAUAUGCAAGAUAGCUUUGGUAUUAA